Brassica rapa (field mustard) is the source of this 1728-nucleotide messenger RNA. RefSeq lists its product as uncharacterized. Lineage: Eukaryota; Viridiplantae; Streptophyta; Magnoliopsida; Brassicales; Brassicaceae. The record is from RefSeq and is a predicted model, not a curated record.
UUAGAUUUAAGAGACAGUAUAGGGAAAGACUGCAACAUAACAGUUUUUUACAGUACCAACUUUCUAAUAUUAAAAAAAAAAUUCUAAUAUUAGCAAUUUUCUCUAAAUAUAUUAUUUUUUGUAAAAUCAUUUCAAUCCAUUUAUAUAUUUAUAUAUUUAUUCAUUUAAACUCUAGAAGCUGAAUUUUACUAUAGUGCAUUUUAUAAUUAAAAAUACUACCGAAUUUAAAUUUUUAAAGUUUUUCGAUUUUCGAAAGAUAUAUAAUUCAAAAUGCUCUACAAUUUUAAGAAUUGAAAAUUGAACUUCUAUUAUUAGUAAAUUUUUCUUCUUUUUAGUAGUUAAAGGAAGAUAAAAAAAAAUCAAUUUCCAAAUUCAUAAUUAUGCAGAUGUAAGGCUAUAUAGCAUAAAUAAAAAUAAAACUAUAAUUCCGGUUUAAUCAGCUUCGAUCAAACAGCUUUCACCGGAGGCUUUUAGUAGAUUUAGUAAUGGGCUCAUUAGAAGGCCAAGCUUCAAUAUAGAAAAGCCCAUCAAAAGGGAGAUAUUUCUCUCUCACACAAAAAAUUCAAAAAAUAAAAGAGAGCUCAGAUCAUACCGCCACUAUAAGAAAAAACGCAGAGAAAACUUGCUUCAGAAGUUCAAAAUCGAAGAUGACUGAGUUCCCUUCUUCGAUCGAGAUAGAAGUCGCGUCGUCUCUCCUCCUCCUCCUCUCCUCCGAUCCAAUCGUCUUCUCUUCACCAAGUAGUCACAGAUCUGGAUCUGAGGAGGAGAAUCGCUCGCUGUGUGGCGAAAUCCAUGGUCAAGUAAGCAUGAGCUUGGUGUCUAAGAGAUCGUGCGAUUCGGCUAUCUCCAACAGUGGCUCGUCGUAUCGGAAGCGCUCUGAGGACGACUUCAUGAACUUCAAGAUUGCUAGAAAACGCCGCACGAAUGUGGUUUACAGCUCUGUUGAUUCCAAGUUGGUAACUCAUUCGAAGAAUCUAGAGAUUGAUGAUCUCUCCAAGGAGGAGUCUUGCUUGUCUACAGGCUCCAACGAGGUUUCAAGCACGGAGAGCAGGAUCAUAGCCGCGAGCUGUGAGAAACCACAUAGAGAUUCAAAGAAGAAAGAGAGUCACAGGUCGAGUUCCAUUAGACGUAAGGCUGGAAAGAUCUUGGAGUUUCUUGACACCAGCGCCUCUUCUGAAGUUAAGAUCCGUCAAGUGCUUGGAGAUAACGCAGAUACAAGCAAAGCUCUCAGAAUGCUGGUGAAGAUUGGUUAUGUGAAGAGGUCUGGAGCAGGAGGAAAGCAUCAGCCCUUUAUUUACAAGGUACAAAUCUGGAUAAUCACAAACUCAAAUGCAUAUAUAUAUAUAUAUAUAUGACUACCAUCUUCUAAUGAAGCUCUUCUCUGUUUUCUAUGUAGAUUGCAUGACGAAACUAAACUAGUGCUUGAGGCAAGUCAGACUUUAUCCUCCUCCUCCUCCUCCGAUCUUCUGUUUAUACACGGUAUGAGUUCAUCCUCUUGAUGCUUGGUUACUAUAUGAAAACUAUAAUGGACAUAUAUACAUAUAUUAUAUACAUAUAUAUGGUCUAAACGUAUGUAUAGAAUGCUUAAGCACUUACAUGAACUGAGAAGGGUGGCUUACAUUGCCUCUGCAUCAUUCCAUCUCAGUUCAUGAAACUUAAAAGAAUGUGCUUUCUUUCAUAGUCAUAAUAAUGUCUCCAUUGACAAUAUAUAAAACUACCGUCUUUGUU